Drepanopeziza brunnea f. sp. 'multigermtubi' MB_m1 is the source of this 963-nucleotide messenger RNA. RefSeq lists its product as uncharacterized. NCBI's taxonomy places the organism in Eukaryota, Fungi, Ascomycota, Leotiomycetes, Helotiales, Drepanopezizaceae. The record is from RefSeq and is a predicted model, not a curated record.
AUGAGAUUCUCCGCCAUCACAGCACUUUGCGCGGCGCCGUUGGUGUUGGCCGGAUCCUCUCAAGCCGAGUUAGCAGCACGAGCUGCAUUUAAUUCGGGCUUGAUCGCACGACAUCGAGGAGCAUCGGUCGAAGUGAUUCAAAGCUCAAGCAGCGAAUCAUCUGGAUCUAAGAGUGACUCGCCUGAGAGCAAAGGCAACAGCAACGCCAAUAACAAUAAGGGAAGCGCACAAGCGAACACACAUGUAACAGAGGUCAUCAUCAUCUGGGUCAACCAGGGAGGCAAUGCACCAACCCAGACCCUUGCCACGACAGCAUCUGUUGCUGCUGCUCCUGCAGCAACUCAUACUGUUAUUGUUGGUGGAGCCGGUGGACUUGUCUACACACCAGCUACACUCGCGGCCGCUGUUGGGGACAUGGUCAUCUUCGAAUUCUACUCACAAAACCACACCGCAACACAGUCGGCUUUUACCACUCCUUGCGACCCCCUUGCUGGCGGUAUGGACUCUGGUUUCAUAGCCAAUGUCAACAACACCGUCAAUCCAGCACCGCAGAUGGCUAUGCAAGUUACUGUUGAUACUCCUCUUUGGUUCUACUGCAAGCAGAAGGGCCACUGUGGAAAGGGAAUGGUCUUCUCCAUCAACCCGUCCCUGAACAAGACGCAAGCAAAGUUCCAGCAGAUGGCAAUCGCUCAGAAGGGUACCGGAACCCCCGCAGUCAUCGCAGGAGGAGGAGAAGCCACACCAGCAGCGUCCGGAAAAGCUUCUGCCGUAGCGUCGGCUUCCACACCAACAGCUAGUGCCGGGACUUCCAUGGUCGGUGGAACUGGAUCUUUGAACACCGCUGGCGCUUGCUCAUGCUCGUGUCUUUGCGGCGUCGCUGCCUUCCCCGAUGCUGCUGUCCAAGGAGUUGGUGCGUUCGGCGGCAUUGCAGGUGCUAUGCCAAUGUCUGAGCUCACGGAAUAG